Messenger RNA from Trifolium pratense (red clover), 1455 nucleotides. Its product is annotated as ankyrin repeat domain-containing protein 2B-like. The transcript is spliced from 9 exons. Gene Ontology annotation, molecular function: protein binding; chloroplast targeting sequence receptor activity. Gene Ontology annotation, biological process: protein targeting to chloroplast. NCBI's taxonomy places the organism in Eukaryota, Viridiplantae, Streptophyta, Magnoliopsida, Fabales, Fabaceae. Gene Ontology annotation, cellular component: chloroplast outer membrane. The record is from RefSeq and is a predicted model, not a curated record. Bases 205 to 1233 code for a protein of 342 amino acids.
GUCUCGUAAUGAUUUGUAUUAUGAAAGACGGUGGGGACUAUUCCAACCCUCACUCGCAAAAAACAAAAUACAACUAAUAAGGGUUUUUCUUUUCUUUUCAUUUCAUUCAUUCUCUUCUUUUCUUUAUUUAUUUAUAUUUAUUUAUAUUACUCACACACUCUUCCUUAUCGUAUUUCAGAUUCAUCAUUCAGGUUUUUUCCACUCAUGGCUUCCAAUUCGCAAAAGGAUAUUCCUGCUGAUGACAAAUCUGGUUCAGCAGAGAAUAAAACUGUCAAAGAUGAAACAUCCACUAAACCAACUCCUGGACCUGCGGCUGGUUUUGCGGGUGCCAACCCUUUUGAUUUCUCAGCAAUGAGUGGUCUGCUCAAUGAUCCAAGUAUCAAGGAAUUGGCCGAACAAAUAGCAAAAGAUCCAUCAUUCAAUCAGAUGGCUGAACAGCUUCAGAAAACUUUGCAUGGAACAUCUCAGGAUGGUCUCCCAAACUUCGAUAAUCAGAAGUAUUUGUCGACCAUGCAACAAGUCAUGGAGAAUCCUAAUUUUAUGACCAUGGCUGAGCGCCUUGGUAAUGCAUUGAUGCAGGACCCAUCAAUGUCUUCCAUGCUCAAUAAUUUUACCAAUCCAUCAAAUAAAGACCAGCUUGAAGAGAGAAUGGCACGCAUCAAGGAAGAUCCAUCUUUGAAACAUAUUUUAGAUGAGAUAGAGACUGGUGGUCCCGCUGCAAUGAUGAGAUACUGGAAUGAUGAGGAGGUUUUGAAGAAGUUGGGACUAGCCAUGGGCAUUAAUCCAAACACUGGAGAGGCAGCUGCUUCUUCUGACAAUUCUGUGCCAGAAGAGACAGAAGAUGUGGGAAAUGAAGAUGAAUCAAUUGUUCAUAGUACUGCUAGUGUUGGUGACGUCGAGGGCUUGAAAGCUGCGCUAGCCUCUGGUGCUGAUAAGGAUGAAGAAGAUUCAGAGGGAAGAACUGCUUUGCAUUUUGCUUGUGGAUACGGCGAGGUGAAGUGUGCGCAAGUACUCCUUGAGGCUGGAGCAAAAGUAGAUGCUUUGGAUAAGAACAAGAACACAGCUCUUCAUUAUGCAGCAGGUUAUGGCAGGAAGGAAUGUGUGGCCCUGCUCGUUGAAAAUGGAGCUGCCGUUACUCUACAGAAUAUGGACGGAAAAACUCCUAUAGAUGUUGCGAAGUUAAACAAUCAAGAUGAUGUCCUAGAGCUGCUUGAGAAAGAUGUUUUUCUGUAAAUGCAUGAUGGAUGCGAUGCCAUCAUCAAAAAGAAAAGGGGAAACUGUGGGGGAAAAACAAAAGCAUGAUAUGGUGGUGACUUUGUUUAUCUUUUGAUUUCUUUCAAUCGUUGUUUUGAACUUAAUUAGUCACCAUAAUAUUUGUUAUUCAUACACUAGUAAUGCAUUUGUUUGUUGUUACAAUGCAAGAUUAUGAAGAUUAGUGCGUUCACGGUUUCUUAA